AUGGAGCCCCAGGCUUCACAGGCCCAACGUACAGAGAGCACUGUGCCUGGGGAGGCCAAAAAGGCCAGGAAAAAACUCCAGUAUAUGAGGACGGCUCCAGCUAACCUGGUCACUCUGCGCAGUCUCCUAAAAAAGAAAAGAAACAAGUCUGCCAUUGCCAAGAGGUCGGGAGAACAGAGUAAAAAUUCCAACGAGGUCAGCGGUUUGGGCUGUGUAGUUAUUCCCAACUGUCAGCGUUUCAAUAACAUCCACUGCUUUCUGAUUUUCUACUGCACCUUGAUGAUCGCUCAAGGUAUUGUGUUUGGUCUUGUAGAUCUGAGCAUCGACACAUUUCGGCGGGACAGUAGUCUGAAUGCCAUUGCUAGUAUGUUGUUGUCAUUGGUUUAUGAUGCUUCAUCUUGCCUGAUGGUAGUAUUUAUAGCAUACUAUGGAGGGAGAGGAAACAAACUAAAAUGGAUUACAGUGUCCUCCAUUUUAAUAGGAUUUGGAUCACUUUUAUUUGCUUUUCCAUACUUUAAUAGUGAAAAUUAUAAAUUAAGUGUAGAAACUGAAGAUAUUUGCAAAGAAAUGAAGAUUAUCAAAACUUGCAAGAGAAGCAUGCCAUUCCCAUUAAAAUAUGUAUCUUUCUUCAUCCUUGGGCAGAUUGUUUUUGUCCUUGGAGUAAACUUUCUUAAUGACAAUGUUGACACAUACUCAGCUGGAAUUUAUUUAGGCCUUGUGGAAGCUUCAGGAACAAUUGGAUAUGCUUUGGGCUAUGUGAUAGCAGCACCCCUAAUUAAGACCUUUGAGGAUAUUAUUUUUGAUACUAGCACUGGAGGCAGUAAUAAUAGUCAAUCCUGGCUACGGACUUGGUGGAUUCGUUUUGUUUUUGUCUCAAUUAUUUCAUGGUCUACAUCAAUACCAUUGUCAUGUUUUUCACAUCCUUUACAAGGUACAGCAAGGAUAAAACCUGGGGAACACAAAAUGCCUUUUUUUUUGGACAAAAAACAUAAAGAUCAGGAAUUUGGAACUAGUAUCAAAGAUUUAUUUGCUUCUAUUUUGAUUCUGAUAAAGUCUCCAAUGUUUGUGUCUCUAGCUCUGGCCAGAGCUUCAGAAUCUUUACUUAUAAUAGGAGCUUCUGCAUUUUUGCCUAUAUAUAUAGAGAAUCAGUUUAUGGUAACACCCAGAAAGGCAGCUACACUUUCAGGACUUGUUUUAAUUCCAGGAGGAGCACUUGGCCAGCUUCUGGGAGGUAUCAUUGCUUCUAAGUUACAAAUAUAUUGCAAAGGCCUUCUGACAUUUAUAAUGGUUACAUCUUCGAUAACACUUGUGCUGGUCGUGUUUAUAAUUUUUGUAUACUGCAACCCAAUACAAUUUGCUGGGAUCAAUGAAGAUUAUGGCGGAACAGGACAGUCUGGAAACCUGACAGCUCCUUGCAAUUCUCAUUGUGGAUGUUCAUCUUCAUUUUAUUCCACUGUAUGUGGAAGAGAUGAUAUUGAAUAUUUUUCUCCUUGCUUUGCAGGGUGUGCAUAUUCUAAAAUAUUAGAAAAUAACCAGAAGACAUACUUCAAUUGUUCUUGCAUUAAUGAAGGAUUAAUAACUCCAGAUGAUCAAGGUGAUUUUAUUGAUGCUCGAUCUGGGAAAUGUGAUACAAAGUGCUCUAAAUUGCCUCUGUUCAUUGUUCUUACCUUUUGUACAAUUGUAUUUGCUGAUUUUGCUGGUAUACCAAACCUCCUAACCAUCCUUCGUGUUGUAUCUGACGAACAGCGUUGUUUGGCCUUGGGUGUGACCUAUGUGAUUUUGAGAGUAUUUGGGAGUAUACCUGGACCAAUUGCUUUUAAAAUGAUAGGAGAAACUUCUUGUACCUUUUGGGAUACUGGAUACUGCGGGAAAAGAGGAAGUUGUUGGAUCUAUGACAUGACAAAAAUGGCCUACCUAUUCGUAGGAAUAUGCUGUUUUUGCAAAGUAUUCACUAUCAUCUUCACUUCUAUUGCAUUUUGCCUGUACAAAUGUUUACUGAAGGAAAACAAUGACAUCCUGCCUAUACCUGCGAAGAAUCUAAAAAUUGAGAAAAAGAAAAAUACUAAUUUAUAA
This is a messenger RNA of Pteropus alecto (black flying fox), 2073 nucleotides long. It is a transcript of the gene SLCO6A1, whose product is annotated as solute carrier organic anion transporter family member 6A1. Gene Ontology annotation, cellular component: membrane. Gene Ontology annotation, molecular function: protein binding. Lineage: Eukaryota; Metazoa; Chordata; Mammalia; Chiroptera; Pteropodidae. Gene Ontology annotation, biological process: transmembrane transport; sodium-independent organic anion transport. The record is from RefSeq and is a predicted model, not a curated record.